Messenger RNA from Linnemannia hyalina, 1773 nucleotides. The record is from the annotation of a GenBank genome assembly. NCBI's taxonomy places the organism in Eukaryota, Fungi, Mortierellomycota, Mortierellomycetes, Mortierellales, Mortierellaceae.
AUGGCCAACUGCUUUCCCGUCAUUCAACAAGCCUACUCGAACCAGAACUUGCCUCCGGAUGAUGCGCACAGGAUUUUGGAAAACGACAUUAAACGAUUUGGCGACCCACUCAACAUGCGUUUAUACAUUGACGGCGAUCAGGCAGAGGAAAAAAUGGAUACAGCCAAGGCACGAGACGCAAAGCGACACAAGGCUCUGAACCGGACGGAAAAGAGCAUCAAGGUUUUCGAGGAGAGACUGAACAGCAAUUUGAGGGUCAGGAAACGACACUUUACGGACGUCAAGGCUGGACUGAAGUCGUCUUUUCACUGGUCGUUGAGGAGUCGCCAGGAGUUUGCCAACUACAUGCGGCACCGCGGUUGGACUGUCAUCGUUUGCAGGACGGUGGCUGAUCUUGCUAUUGCUAUGGAUGCUCAGGACAUCGACGUCAUUAUCUCGAAGGACAGUGAUAUGAUGGCGUAUCAAUCAGUCACGACCCUCUGGCGUCCAGUCUCCAAUAACCUUAUCCUCGUUUACAAGAUUCCCGAUGUCCUCGCAACUCUUGGUAUCUCUCGGACGCAGCUGACGGCGCUCGCGGUAGUAUCUCGAAAUGACUAUUACAAGAACAUCUACUCGCUUGGGCCAGCAACCAACUUCAGCAUUAUCAAAUCGAUUGGAUCAAGACCAGACGCCCGAGAGAUUGUCGCUGCCUACCUUACCCACGGCCAAGUCGUGGUGAAAAACACGAAAGAGGAGACAUUCGAGAACUCGAUCCGGGUGCCCAAGGAUGACAUUGUACGGCUACUCGCGCCAAAGACCUUCAACCGGUACCGGACGGUCGAGUCACCCGCUGCUAUCUCCAAGACAAAGACCGUCACUACACCGCAACCUGCGCGUGGUCCUUCACAGCAAAUCUCUUCUGAUUCCAGUCCAUCUCAACAGUCUACUUCUGUGAUGUCUGCCCCAGAUGCUGACGGCCAUCCACCCUUAUCAAGGACACGGAUCCCGCGGAACCGAGGACGAUUCUCGUUCAAGGAGAGAACCCGCAAGGUUGUCCAUGCUCCACCUCCCAAGGCUAAGCAAUUCAAACUGACGUUUUACCAAGAACGACCGGGGACUGUCAACCCCACCCCAGCCAAAAAGACGACGUCAAAGGCCAACAAACCACCACAACCCAACAUGGAACCGAUCGCCGACAAGGACAAGAGAGGAUUAUUGCGAUCUCUUUCUUGGCACCAUCCUACCGCAUGGCUGGAAAUUGGCACCUUGGAGGCGUAUGUUGGACAUGUAUCAGGAGAUGGAGCAACACUCGGAAACCCGGAAAUCCCACUGAAUCUUAACAUUGUGCAGCAGGAAGUGAUGGAUUGCCUACAGGAGGCUGUCCAAUCAGCAGCAACUGUCAAACGGAAUGCCCAGCGGCUGAUCGGAGAGUUUGUUGAGACAUUGGCUGUCAGGAUGCACGCCGCAGAGGAGGCAAAGAGGGCAGAGUUGCAGAAGUUCUCCCCGCCAAUGACCAUGACCAACGUCGAGCGUCGCAAAGCCAAGCGCGAUGCUGUCACAAAGGACGAGCGAGAAAUCCUUACUCAUCUAUGUGUGCGUCCCCUUUAUGUGGCGACCGAUGAAAUAAACCUGGUUAUUGGAGCCAUUCUAUACCAACUACUAGACGCACCCUCUGACCAGUCGAAAAGCAGCGAUACCGCUACUGAAAACCCAUAUGUCAACUCUGACCAACUGACACGGUACGUUGAGGGUCUGGACAUUGACACCUAUGCUCCUUACAUUCCCAUCAUGUAA